UCAAAACUCAUUCUCUUAUAACAAUGGGUUUAAAUGGUGAGGGCUCAGGCACAUUUCCUACAGGAAAGACUGCACAAGAGAAAGGUUUAAGCUAUGUCCCUAAUGCUUAUGUGAUUCCUGCCCCACACCGCCCGAGUUUGUCGCCUGAGAUUGCCAUUGUUCCUAUCAUUGACAUGGCUUCUCUAAGAUCAAAUGACUCAGUUCAAAGGUCCCUUGCGAUGGAAGAGCUCAGAAAAGCUUGCAUUAGCCUAGGCUUCUUUCAAAUAAUCAAUCAUGGAAUCACUGAAACAGUGAUGGAGGAAGCACUUAGCCAAGCUAACGAAUUCUUCAACUUACCACUAACGGAGAAGAUGAAAUAUAAAUCAGAUGAUGUUUGCAAAGCAGUCAGGUAUGGGACAAGCCUGAAAGAUGGAAUUGAUAAAAUAAAGUUUUGGAGAGUAUUCCUCAAACACUAUGCUCAUCCAUUGGAAGAUUGGAUAGACUCCUGGCCCACCAAUCCACGUAAUUAUAGGGAAAAGAUGGGACAAUACACCAAGGAGGUGAGAAAAGUGAGCCUAGAGAUAAUGGAAGCAAUAACUGAAAGCUUGAAUUUAAGUCCAACAUACCUCAGCAGCAAAAUGGCUGAAGGAGUCCAAGUAGUGGCAGUAAAUUGCUAUCCCCCAUGUCCACAGCCAGGAGUCGCACUCGGGUUGCCACCACAUACAGACUACAGUUGCAUAACCACAGUUCUUCAAAACAGCCAAGGCCUUGAAAUCAUGGACCCAGCUGAUGGGACAUGGAAGAUGGUCCAAAAGAUUGAUGGUGCUUUGCAGGUCCAUGUGGGCGAUCAUGUGGAAGUUCUUAGCAAUGGCCUUUACAAAGGAGUUGUCCACAGAGCAACUGUCAAUUCAGAGAGAACAAGAAUCUCCAUCACAAGUCUGCAUAGCUUGGGAAUGGACGAGAAAAUGAAACCUGCGGAAGAACUUGUGAAUGAACAAAAUCCUAAAAAGUAUAAAGAGAGCAGCUUCAAUGAUUUUCUCAAAUUUCUCUCCAGCAAUGAUCUUGCAGAAGGAAAUAGCUUCAUUAACACACUUAAGAUCCAGGAUUAGUAUUCAGGUUUUCGACUAAUGUUUGAAAUUAGUUUAUCUUAUUAUGAAGAUGAUGAUAUAUAGUCAUUUAAAAUAAAAUUAGAUUGCAUAUGGUAGAAAUUAAGACAAAAGAGAAAAAGAAAAAGAAAUAGUAAUGUUUCACUUUAGCCAUUGUGUUGGAUAGGAUUGGACAUCUUUUCCUACCUUUUAUUGUGUUUGCCCAACAAACAAAGCUGUCUUUUUAUGGGGGUCUGAAAUUUGUAGUGGGAUUGUCUCAAGGGUUAGAUGUUUCUUUUAAUGCUUCUGUUUUCACCCCGCAUGUUGCAAGGAAUGUUUGCUCUCUUUCUUAAUGAUAUAUAAAUACUAGUGUAUUUUUCACAUGCA
Messenger RNA from Cucumis melo (muskmelon), 1451 nucleotides. RefSeq names its product flavanone 3-dioxygenase 3. Bases 24 to 1088 code for a protein of 354 amino acids. The transcript has 3 exons. The record is from RefSeq and is a predicted model, not a curated record. Lineage: Eukaryota; Viridiplantae; Streptophyta; Magnoliopsida; Cucurbitales; Cucurbitaceae.